CGUCGAGUAGGCGCAGCAUUUUUGCAGCGAAGUGUAGGGAGAUACGACCAGCACACAGACCAUACGCAUACAAGAAUGAUUUAAUCUUGGCAUCUAAACGAUCUACCGUUUAUCUAGCCAAAAGCAGAAUGGAGUCCGUAUCCCUGUCUAAUCUUCCAUGGAAACACCCAAUUCUCCCUUAAUAAGGCCAGUAACGAGAAUCUCUCUUUACGUGCACGAUUUAUCCAUAGAGAGGAAGAAGAGGAAACGCAAAGUCGAAGCUCAAAACUCCAUUUGCCCUGAAUUUUGCAUUUUUAUUGUAGGUUUUCUUUCCACGUUAAUGGCCAUUUCGUUCACUUUACCCAACUAUCAAAGAAACGUCAAGCUUCAAUUUUCAAAGCAAGCUGCCGGAUCAAGAGUUGCAAUUGUUUGCUUUGCCACAAGCUUCCAUCAAACUACUGCAGUUGGUCAGAAACUCCACUCUAAGUGUAGUUUCUAUCAUGUAACCCAUCAAUCUAUGGUCGAAAAUUCCAAAAGGAUGACCUGGUCUAUUAGAAGUAAUGUGGAUGGCAGUGGAUUUGAUCCUUCUGCAAAUAGCCCCAAUGGCGGAACCCGUUUAAUAAGGGCCAUCCGAACUAUUCAAACCAAGAUAGGUGCAAGAAUUCAGGAGAUAAGGAAAGAUCUUCCCACGAAAUUACUGUUUUUCUUGGUUGGAUUUUACUGUGCAACUGCCUUUGCUACUGUUAUUGGGCAAACAGGAGACUGGGAUAUUUUAUCUGCUGCCUUGGCUGUGGUUGUUGUUGAGGGCAUUGGGGCCCUCAUGUAUAGGGCUUCUCUUCCUUUAGUGAGCAAGGUUUGUUCCACAUAAUCUUUUAGCACUUGGCUCUUCGAAUGCUGUUGACUGUUGUACUUUCUGGCCAAGCAUGGUGGAGUGGUUGGAAAACAUGUGUUGGGAUAUGACUGCCCCUGUCGUGGUAAUGUUGUGAGUUUAAAGCUGCAUACAGAAAGCGAGGAUCAUAUUGCUCAUGGGAUAAGGCAUUAAGGAUCGGCAUGAUGACAUCGAAUUCAUCAACAAAUUAUGGCCUUGGAUAAAUCAGUUGAACUUACGAAAGAAGUCUGCUUCCUUUGCCAGCCUUAUACUCGAUUCUGUUGGCAAUUUUUCAGGAAGUGAAAAUUAUUGCUUUGCACUUGGCGGAAUUCUACCGGCCGUCAGGAUCUAAAAAUCUGCUGCAAUGUGAAGAUAUCGAGGUGGUCUUACAUUCUUGGUUUGAACAUAAUUCAUAUUUCUCACGAGCAUUUGAUUGUCUCUUGCAGAAAUAGCAAGUUAAAGAAAAAAGAUCAAGCUGUGCACUUAGCUUAGUCAGCGGAUUAGCUCUCGCUGGUUAUGUUUGCAGGAUACUGCCUUUUAGUUUCUACACUUGCACGCGGUUACAACUUACAAUUUACAAAAGUUUUAAGCUUUCAAGGCAUUUUACUUGAAAGAAAAAAAAAAGGAAAAGAGUUUUCAGGCAUUUUUGUUCAUUUCAAUCCUUAAAGAAGGGCAGAUCCCGCUUAACGUGGUGGGCCGUUAAAUUAGAAAUUAGAAUAUAUGAAGUCAAGAAUGGAGGCCGCCUCCCGGAGAUUGAGAUGUCUUUUAUGAUUCUUACCUCUUUGCCUUUUAAUAAACAAUAUCCUGGGAAGUGUGUUUUUUUUUUUUAAAAUCAUUCAGUCAUAUAGUUCACUUGUAAUGAUUCUGAGUUUUGGGUUCAAUUUCAUAUAUUUGAUACUGACAAGGAAUUUUACUC
This is a messenger RNA of Carya illinoinensis, 1763 nucleotides long. Its product is annotated as ycf20-like protein. The record is from RefSeq and is a predicted model, not a curated record. Bases 158 to 847 code for a protein of 229 amino acids. The transcript is spliced from 4 exons. Lineage: Eukaryota; Viridiplantae; Streptophyta; Magnoliopsida; Fagales; Juglandaceae.